Oikopleura dioica is the source of this 4419-nucleotide messenger RNA. The record is from the annotation of a GenBank genome assembly. NCBI's taxonomy places the organism in Eukaryota, Metazoa, Chordata, Appendicularia, Copelata, Oikopleuridae.
AUGACGUCGAAAGAGGAUAUUCUGAAAGAGCUGCCCGCUGAUGUUCUCAACGCAAAAGUAACUGCGGAGGACUUGCUCAAAUUCUCCCCUGUGCUUCAGCAGGAGCAGCAGAAACAUUUACAGAGGCAGCAACAAUCUGCCGGUGAAAUCGAGCUUGAUGACCGUCCAAGAACCGGAAUCUUCGAAUAUGCAAAGAAAAAUCCCUUCGCGAUUGGUGGCAUCUUCGGCGCUGUUUACUGCUUUUGCAAGGGUGUUUCCAACACUCAUCAACAAGGAUCGCACAAGGCCGAUAUGAAGUGGAUGCAGGGUCGUCUUUACUGGCAGUCGUUUGCUAUCAUCUCCAUGCUUGGUGGCCAUUAUUACUACUCGAUGAAACACAUGGAAAAACUCGAAGUAAAACGAAUUGCUUAUGAAAAAGAGCGGGAUAUUGUGUGCCAAAGCGCGCAGAUUUGCCCCGAGGUUUACGAAGAAAUGAAAUACAGAGAGUCCGUUGAGAGAAAUUACGGCGGAAGUGAUAUGCUCCCUCUUCAAGAAUUGAAGCGACGAAAGCAGGUCGACCAAGAAUUUGCUGCUAGAGGCGAAACCGUCUAUCUCAGCCCAGAAAAACGCAUCGCCAUAGAAAAUUCCGCUAUCGGGGCUUCUCUUUCUUCAACUGACUUCAUGCGCUUGGAUACAUCUCGCAGGAUAGAUAUCCGUGACGGAUCCCCUCCAACAGACCAAGUCAAAUACGUUCAAAAAUGUGGCGGGUUGGAUCUUUCCAACGGAUCGUCGCUUCUCUGGCGCAACGACGAUAACAAAUUAGAACUCAUCCAGUUUCACCCUCAAGAACAAGGCCUGAAUGAGUCAGUAACGAUCGCCUUCCCAAGAAAUGUUCAAGUAUUGCCUUCUGUUGCGCUGUAUGAAACUAAAAAGAAGGCUGUUUUGAUGGUAAUUGCUUCUCAAGCCUCCCUCCAUUUAGUGACACUUACUCCUCUUACCGAGCACCACUCAAUCCUGGGCGACUUGACAGCUUCUGAUUUCAAGCGUGCCUGCUUCCCAUUCAAAUCUUCCAUUCCAGUCACUUUCUGCGACACCAUCAUCCAUGCCAACAAAGGCCUUCUCUUCAUCUCCUCCAAAACAUCAAGUCCAACCGUGAUCUGCAUUUCUGCCUCCAACCCUCAAACGCCGGAAACACUCGAGCUCAAAUCGACCGGGCUUCUCGGCCGACUUUGGAACUCGAACUCUGAAGCCAACAGAUCAAAGGCCGUUCAUUUUGCUCUUACGAACGGGCAGCUUUCAAUGCUCUCAAUAACCGCUGACAAUCAAUUGCGAAUCUGGUCAAGUACCGGCGAAUGCCUCUUUACUGGAGUCCUCCAAGAACUACUCGACUACGAUGGCGAUGUGGAGAUGGAUGUGAAAAGCAGCGACUCUAAGGAGCUUUUCAUUUUCGUCAAGGCUCGCGGAAACAUCUUCAAAUACCGCCUUUCUGAUGACAAAAGACAGCCACUAACUUUGAUGCAAGAUUUUGGCGCGCCUAACAAUGGCCUCAUCAACAAUUUCAAUUGUGAGACUGGCAAUGUCUGGAUUGUGAUGAAAGAAGAGACCGAAAAUGGGUCCCACACUUCUGUGAAAGCAUUUGACGACUUUAGAGUCGUUGAUCUUUCCCCUUCGCAGUCGCCAGAAGAAUAUGUCGAGUGCAAGCCACAUGAAGAGAUUCCACGAAUGGUACUUCAAACAAGCACUAUCAUGCCCAGUGCUCUCAGACGCGCCCUUGCUGGAAAAGCAUUCGACGCUGUUCCAGAGCACAUUACUCAAAAAUACGUUCAAUCCUUCUUGGCAAACGAAGCAAGACACGAAGGCGUUUCUCAGGAAGAAUACUUUGCUGAGUUUUACGAUACGGUCUUGGAAUACAACGAGCGCGCACUGGCUAUUACAGGCGUUGUCGGCGGACAACUUGGUCGACUGAUGAUCCUGAGAAGAAAUGCUGUUGGUUUUAUCAGGCCUUUGACUCAAGUUGAGGCCAUUUGCGCUGGUCUUGAACCAGAGAGCUCUGGGCUGGAUUUGUCAGAAGAAGCGGGAGAUAUUCUUUCUUCACUGAUUCCAGUCUUCAAUGAGAUUGUCGCGAAUUCGGACGUCAUGGAGCUUGUUUCCUUUCGAUUGCGCAACGGAGAGUGUCCUCUAACAGUAGCUCAAGAGCUCCGAGAAGAAAUAGCAGCGCUUAUAACAGAAUCCGACCGAAAAGAAGAUCUUGAGUAUCAGAUUAGUAACAUGGCGAAGGAGUUGUCGAGGAAAACCACGGAUGAACGAAUGGACAACGUUUUUACAGCGGUCUUUGGCGAGCUCGUUCGACUUAUUGAGGUCCCUCAAUUUAGUGAAGAGCUUGAAUUUGGUUCAAGUUCUAGCCACGCUGAAGUGGAAAAAUACCAUCUUCUGGCUUCAACCACCAGGUCUAUUGGCCACAAUCUUUUCACUCUCGCUCAAUUAGGGCUUGUUCUUGUGGAUAACUUGGUAUCAAAGUACAAUUACCGGGAACUCGUGAGUGUGACAGAAGCAUUCGCAGAUAUUGUGAGCAACUUGGUCACCUUGGAUUGGGUUUCAUCGGCACGAAGUGUGACUAAAUCAAGAGGAGCAAGAAGUGAUAUGAACUUUACUUCGGGAACUCGACUUGGGGAUACUUUCUCUUCGUUUUCUAUGAAUGCAUCUACGACGAUUUUCGAGUCUUCAGUUCCUUCAGAAUCUCAGCUCUUAGAAGGGUGGCUCGCCAUGGGUGGCAUCGAACAAAUUGAUGCUAUUCUCAUAAGCCCAAAUAUCGAAGCUCUCGGAGUUGAAGAGAAUAACCUCCUCGGUCAAGUUUUCGCAAUCGUCAGACUUCUUUCAAUCUCAAACGAGCGAAUGAGCCUGCCCAUCUUCCUCCUCGAAACUGGCCAAUAUGAUCUGCUCAAGAAGUGGGUCCGCCUGAACAAAUACGUUACUUCGGACAGAAUCUCUGUGGUCAACUACUUCGAAGGAAUCUGUAUGAUGCAGGACGAUUCCGUCGACGAAGCAGUUCAUCACUUCAUGACUGCUGCAACGAAUCUACACAAACAAGACUUCUUCACAAAGUACCUGCUCAAGGACUUGCCCAACUCAACGCAGCCAAUUCUCACUACAUCACUAUUUUUACAUGUUGCCGAAAAGUUCAAAGAAAACACAUCCUUUUGCCGACAAAUUUUGGAAGUAGCGGUCGAGCGAAUUGAUCAGGAUGACGACAGACAGAGCCAAUUAUGGAACAAGGUUUUCAAAUUACGACUUCAAGACGAAGAUUACACUGGUGCUUACCGUGCCAUGAUUUCCAACACUGACAUAGACUCGCAAAAGAACUGCCUUAGAACAUUCGUACUUCAUCUAUCUGAUUCUGGCGACUUUGGACCUCUCGUAAACUCAGAAUACAGCGGGCUGGAAAGUGAAAUAGCACCCAUUCUUGAAAACCGAGCAUUGGCUGUUUCUCCCGACGAUACUCGAUAUUUCGACCUUCUUUACGCCUUUUUAACCGUUCGGGAAAACUACAGAGGGGCUGCUAGAGCGAAAUAUUUGCAGUCUCAGCACAUUGCUUCUGGAUACGAAACUCUUGAACAGCUAGAGACUCGUGAAGCUUCCUUGCUAAUUGGCAUCAAUUCGCUUUAUUUAGUCCGCAAAGAAGAUCAGUGGGUUGCCACAGCUUCAAUGAACGGCGUUCCCUGCCCAGUUAAAUCGCCCAAACGAACACACGAGGGUGGCAUGCGAGUGCCACUUUGCAAGGAUACUGUGGUCACGAGCUUGGCGGAUAUGGAGAAUGAAUGCUUGCUCGUUCAAGCCCGCCUUUCGUUGAAAAUGGACGAUAUCGAUACGGCUGGAUUAGACGCUGCAGAAGUAGCGUCUUUGAUGGCGAAACAAGGAAUGUACACCGAAGCUGGAAACUUGCUCAAGGCUUUCAAGGAGCCAGCAGAUGUAGCCGUCAAAAUCUUGGCGAGCUCAUAUGCAUGCAACAUUUCACGGCCCGAAGCGGAAGGGUUGGAAAUGCAGCUAAUCGAUUUGAUAGAGGAAUUCGAGUUGGGUGCAAAUAGCACUCGACUUUAUUACAUCGCUUCCGAGGAAAUUCUGAAAAUUGGUCAGAUGAUCCCGCCAAUUAUGCUUGAAAAUUACCGUGAACGUGAUGCCACGGAGCUGGUUCGCCAAAUGGCCAAAUAUGGCGAGUUGGACGAAGCCAUCGACGGGGCCUGCUUCAUUUUGGAAAAAGCGCAAACUCUCCUCGAGCGGAAAAAGUCGCUCGAUGGCUUUUGGCUGCCAACGAAUUUGAUAGAGCAGCUGAACUCGUUCGCGAAGCUGCACAAUCACGAACUCCACGAAUUGCUCCAAAAGAGGAUGGAUGGAUUUCUUCAGAUAUUAGAAAACAGUGUCAGGCAAAAUGUUAACGCUAAUUAG